CAUUUUUUUUCUUUUUCUUUUAAUUUUAGUAAAAAAUCCCAGAAGUGGGAUGAAAUGAACAUCCUGGCGACAUAUCAUCCAGCAGACAAAGACUAUGGUUUAAUGAAAAUAGAUGAACCAAGCACUCCAUACCACCGUAUGAUAGGUGAUGAUGAAGAUGCAUUGAGUGAUUCAGAAACCACUGAAGCCCUGACCCCAGAUACAUUAGCUAAGAAAUUAGCUGCUGCUGAAGGCUCGGAGUCAAAGUAUCAGGUUCAUGUACAAGAAAGCAGUGAAGAUGAAGACGGUGACCUCUCACCUGAAGAACAAGAAAAAAAGCGACAGUUUGAAAUGAAAAGGAAGCUUCACUACAAUGAAGGACUGAAUAUGAAAUUAGCUAGGCAAUUAAUUUCAAAAGAUCUACAUGAAGAUGAUGAAGAUGAAGAAAUGUUAGAGAGUGCAACUGGAGAAAGUAUGAAUAUGGAAGAAUCAAAUCAAGGAUCUACUACAAGUGACCAACUGCAAAACAAAUCACAGAGUUCAUAGAAGAGAUUUGUUCAACACUCAUUGUUGAUACAGACCCUGUUGCUAUACUUUACUGCUCUUGUUCUCUACAAUUCAUGACUUAAGUACCAAAAUGCAUACCAAUGUUGCCAAGAAUUAAAUAACUUUAGAGACUAAUUAGACUUGAAAAUGCCUAAUUGAUAUAUAUAUAUACACAUAUUCUUGUGCCUAGUAUUUCACCACAAAUACAGCAUAUCAUCAGUCCAAAAUUGCAUUACUUUUUUAAGAACACUGGUUAAUUUGUAUAAGAUAGUACAUAGCUUUUUAUGCUUUAGAGGUUAAAUAAUAUCUUGGGAAGGGGGAGGGGAUUUAAUUUAUUUUCUUCACUUCUAGAUGUGAUAGCUCGUAUAAAAUUUUUUUAAGUCAAAAUCCAAUUUGAACAACAGAUUAUAUAGGCUGAUAAAUAUUCAAUCUGAAAAGUAUUUUAACACAUUUCAACUUGAUUUUUCUCUUUAAAUAAAAAAGAUUACAAGAAUUACUAUUGCAUUUUCUGGCCUACUACCUUUAAAAUUCCUUUUGAGUUUGUUUAUGUUUUCAGGGAAAGGAUUAAACUUUUCCUCACCAAAACUAGCUUUAUCCACAAAUAAAUUAUCAGGUUAAACUUGCA
Messenger RNA from Myotis davidii, 1150 nucleotides. RefSeq names its product protein phosphatase 1 regulatory inhibitor subunit 2 (gene PPP1R2). The record is from RefSeq and is a predicted model, not a curated record. The transcript has 5 exons. NCBI's taxonomy places the organism in Eukaryota, Metazoa, Chordata, Mammalia, Chiroptera, Vespertilionidae. The coding region runs from base 55 to 525 and encodes 156 amino acids. Gene Ontology annotation, molecular function: protein phosphatase inhibitor activity. Gene Ontology annotation, biological process: regulation of signal transduction.